Messenger RNA from Poecilia reticulata (guppy), 1014 nucleotides. RefSeq names its product cystatin f (gene cst7). The record is from RefSeq and is a predicted model, not a curated record. Gene Ontology annotation, biological process: immune response; positive regulation of myelination; negative regulation of microglial cell activation. Gene Ontology annotation, molecular function: cysteine-type endopeptidase inhibitor activity. Gene Ontology annotation, cellular component: endoplasmic reticulum; late endosome; Golgi apparatus. Lineage: Eukaryota; Metazoa; Chordata; Actinopteri; Cyprinodontiformes; Poeciliidae.
GCGGUUAAAAUGUUACAACUAAACAUUUUAAGUCAAGUUUUAACUUUUCAUCUCCUCGGCUGGUUUGGACACAUGAGCAGGUUAGCAGCAGGUGGUGGAACCAAAAACAUCUCAACUGUUUGCUGAAGGAACCUGGAAGACAGUUUGACCUCUGACCUCAUGAAGCAGUGCUGAUCAAGAGGUGGUUCUGAAGUUCUGGGUCCGCCGUCCGUCUGAGCCAGUCACCGAUAGAGGACAGACACUGGACGAGGACAGCCAGCCUGUCCAACUGCUGAGGUCUAAACAGAGACACAGUUGGACGUCCUCAGCAUAAAUGUGACAGGAGGACUGAUGGCAGCUAGAAAAGGAAACCAGUGGGCUCAGAACGCAGCCUGGAGGAACCCCGCCUAAAGGGGGCGGGGUUCCAGGGAGAGCGUCAGACACAGGAAGUGAUGUCAGGUGUGAGAGAAGCUGAGGCAGGGACAGGAAGUAGCUGAGCUGCGGUGACAGGAAGUGAACCGAGAUGGAGGCGAAGAUGUUGCCGCUGCUGCUGCUCGCCACUCUGGGUCCGGGUCCAGCAGCCGGCAGCCAUCAUGGCCGCCCCAUGCCAGGCUCUCCGUAUGACAUCAGCAAGAACUCUGCCGCCGUCCAGCAGGCCGUCCUCGGCGCCGCCCACUCCUUCAACAGCCAAUCAAAUGACGCCUUCCUGUUCAAACCAUCGGCCGUCCUCAGAGCGCAGCGACAGGUGGUCAGAGGGAUCCGGUACAUCGUGGACUUCCAGAUCUCCAGGACGGUUUGUCCCAAACGAAACCGGACUUCGGACCUGGACCGGUGCCGCCUCCAGCCUCCGGGCCGCCUGGCCCAGACCUUUCGGUGUCAUCUGGAGCUGUGGCUGAUCCCUUGGAAACCUGGGCGGGAAACCCUGGAGCUGCUGUGCAGAUCACACCAACAGGGCCCGGUUCUGAUCCAGACCGGUUCUGAUCAGGAUCCGGUUCUGUUUGUUUAAAUGAUGAGUGAAUAAAGAGUUGCAGCAGA